GCGAAGGGUUUCGAGCUGAGCUACCUGGAGAAGGUGCCAGGGGUUAAAGACACAGUUCACAAGCAGUCCCUCCUCCAGCAUACCUGCUCCAUCAUCAUCGAGAACUUUCCUGACACCACCGACCUGUACUCGGAGAUCACAGCAGUUACACGCUCAGCCAAGGUUGACUUCUCCCAGCUUCAGGCUGACCUGGGCCACCUUGAGCUCAGCUGCAAGGCAGCGUGGGACCACUUGAAGGCCGUCGCCAAGAGAGACAGCAGCCCCGCCUUCAGGAGCAAGACCCCGGCCUUCCUGAAGGAGUGCGCCCAACGCAUCAUCAUCCUGAAGGCGGUCCAGAGGCGCAUCCGCAACAGGUUCAAUUCCUUUCUCCUGUACUUCGGCUAUCCAAGCUCCAGCAUCCGCAACAUGACCAUGGGCAAGUUCUUCAAACUUAUCAGUGACUUUGCCCUGGAAUAUCACACGACCCGAGCCCAGAUCCUACAGCAGAAGGAGAGGCAGGAGAGGGAGAGACUCCAGCGAGAG
Molecule: messenger RNA, 522 nt
Organism: Rhincodon typus (whale shark)
Lineage: Eukaryota; Metazoa; Chordata; Chondrichthyes; Orectolobiformes; Rhincodontidae
Product: FH1/FH2 domain-containing protein 3
Exons: 3
Biological process (GO): cortical actin cytoskeleton organization; actin filament network formation
Cellular component (GO): cytoskeleton; cytoplasm
Molecular function (GO): actin filament binding
Source: RefSeq, a predicted model, not a curated record